Messenger RNA from Oppia nitens, 1038 nucleotides. Its product is annotated as striated muscle-specific serine/threonine-protein kinase-like. Lineage: Eukaryota; Metazoa; Arthropoda; Arachnida; Sarcoptiformes; Oppiidae. The record is from RefSeq and is a predicted model, not a curated record. The coding region runs from base 1 to 1038 and encodes 345 amino acids. Gene Ontology annotation, cellular component: cytoplasm; autophagosome. The transcript has a single exon. Gene Ontology annotation, biological process: protein autophosphorylation; autophagosome organization; autophagy. Gene Ontology annotation, molecular function: ATP binding; protein serine/threonine kinase activity.
AUGGCAAAUGCUCCACAAAAUUGGGAUCAAGUAUUUACUGACCAGACCAAGAUUGGCCGGGAUCACCAAAGAACUAUACCAAUGGGACAGGCAUUACUGGACGAUCAUCUCAAGUAUGUGAAAGAUGAAGGACAUAGCGACCAAUGGCAGAACAUAGAGUUUGUACGUCAGAUGGGAUCCGGCAGUUUUGGUAGCGUAUGGGAAGUGCGUACACGACAGAAGCUCAAAAAGGAUGGUCUGAGAAAAAUCAUGUUUUGGCAGAAAUGGGAAAACUUGCGACUGGCCUGCAAAGUGAUGACCUACAAAAACAGCCAAUUCGGUAACGUCCGUAAUAGUGUUAAUACAAUGUUAGCCGAUUUGCAACGGCUACAGUUUAUCGAGCAUAAAAACAUUGUCAAAUAUGUCGACUUUAUAGGUAUACCCGAUCCGCAAACUGGAUUUCCUUAUUCGCGGAUAUUGAUGCUCAUGGAGUUAUGUAACGGCGAUAUCGAUAGUUUUAUACGAGGCUCGCAUACCAUGAAUGAAAAACAGACAAUAGGUUGGCUCAAACAGAUUGUUUCAGCGAUCUGUUAUCUACAUUACGAACAAUAUAUGGUCCAUAUGGACAUCAAACCGCAAAAUAUUUUGUACAAAAAAGUCGGUUUCAGUUGCUGUCAACGGCUCUAUAAAUUGGGCGACUUUGGAUUUGCCAUUGUCUACAACAAGAACCAACCGAUGCAGGAAACAAUGUUUCCCGGCGGAACAAUGGACUACUUGGCACCCGAAUGGGUACAGGCGCACGGCAAUCCGUUCGGCAACGCUGGUCAAUGGGGAACACCUGUAGAGACACCGCCGACCGAUAUCUAUUCGCUUGGUGCCAGUGUAGUCAACUGUCUAGUUGGCAACAAUAUCUACCAGGGUACCAAUGUUUAUAUGCUACUCCAGAAUAUCCAGAAUAUUAGUACGCCGUUCAAAGAUCUGAUACUUCAAAUGAUAAAUCAGGAUCCGCUACAUCGUCCCGACGCCCAAACACUAUCCGAUCAACUCAACUAUCUAUGA